Pseudovirgaria hyperparasitica is the source of this 2071-nucleotide messenger RNA. Its product is annotated as MBOAT family protein. Gene Ontology annotation, cellular component: membrane; endoplasmic reticulum. Bases 74 to 1738 code for a protein of 554 amino acids. Lineage: Eukaryota; Fungi; Ascomycota; Dothideomycetes; Acrospermales; Acrospermaceae. Gene Ontology annotation, molecular function: 1-acylglycerol-3-phosphate O-acyltransferase activity; 1-acylglycerophosphocholine O-acyltransferase activity. The record is from RefSeq and is a predicted model, not a curated record. The transcript is spliced from 5 exons. Gene Ontology annotation, biological process: lipid modification; glycerophospholipid biosynthetic process.
UCUCGAUCAUUUGCUGACGUCUAAGCACCUUCUCUAGUCGUUCCAACCGUCCCUCUAUAUCCAAUUCACAAAAAUGCUUCCUUAUAUCAAUGUCCCAUUCGAAUACCUCGGAAACGCAAUAGGGUCUUCGACUGAUGAGCUGAAGCUUAUCACAUCCUUCCUUAUCUCUUAUCCACUGGCUGGUCUUCUGAAGCGAAUUCCGGACCAGAAGCCAUGGCAAAAGAACCUGUUCAUCAUCAGCGUCGCGCUCUUCUACCUCGUCGGCUUGUUCGAUCUCUGGAGUGGCCUUCGCACACUAUUUAUAAGCUCUGCUGGAACUUACCUUCUGUCUGCAUAUCUUGAUAGUCCUUAUAUGCCAUGGGUCAACUUUGUCUUCAUCAUGGGUCACAUGUCGGUGAACCAGCUCCACCGCCAAUUUCAGAACGCGCCUUCGAACGUUGACAUCACUGGCGCGCAGAUGGUCCUGGUCAUGAAGCUUACUGCGUUCGCUUGGAACGUACAAGAUGGAAAGUUACCCGAAAGCGAGCUGUCUGAAUUCCAGAAAGAGCGAGCUGUUCGAAAGCUACCUGAUAUUCUUGAUUACGCGGGAUACGUACUCUUCUUUCCGUCACUUAUGGCCGGCCCAGCCUUUGACUUCCAAGAGUACCACAAAUACAUCAGCUCCACGAUGUUUGAGAUUCCAGCUGGAAUGGACCCAUCAAAAGCGCCUCCAACACGGAAGAAGAGAAAGAUCCCCCGCAGUGGAACACCCGCAAUGUUCAAGAUGGCUCAAGGUCUGGGAUGGAUUCUACUCUUCCUUCAGUUUUCGGGAAUGUACUACCCUGACUUCCUCCUUGGUCCGGACUACAUGAAGUACAACUUCUUUCGGCGAGUAUGGAUCCUACAUAUGCUUGGAGUUACAACUCGAAUGAAGUAUUAUGGUGUCUGGACCUUGACAGAAGGAGCUUGUAUACUUUCAGGGAUAGGUUACAAAGGAGUUGAUGUCAAAACAGGACGUGCCGACUGGAAUCGCCUACAAAACGUGCGCCCUUGGGAUAUUGAGACCGCUCAAAACGCACACGCAUACCUUGGGAAUUGGAACAUCAACACAAGUCACUGGCUUCGAAAUUACAUGUAUCUGCGUGUCACGCCGAAAGGCAAAAAGCCAGGCAGUCGGGCUACUCUUGCGACCUUUGUAACAAGUGCAUUUUGGCACGGUUUCUACCCAGGUUACUACUUGGCAUUUGUCCUUGCUGCAUUCCUGCAAAUGAUCGCAAAGAAUGUUCGUCGUCUUGUUCGCCCAUUCUUCUUCUCACCAGACGGCCUAAAAGAACUCCCGUCCAAGCGCUACUACGAUGUCCUAACCUACCUUGUUACCCAACUAGCAUUUUCAUUCACUGUCUCACCUUUUAUUCUCCUCACCAUGCACGCCUCUCUCACGGUGUGGAUACGAGUCUACCUGUACACUAUCGUCGGUGUUGCUUGUUCAUUUGGUUUCCUAAAUUCUCCUGGGAAAGUUUACCUUAUGAAGCAGCUCAAGAAGAGAAACAAGGGCGCGGAACUAAAGAGAACGCAGAGUGCAGAGAGACCUGGAGCCUUAGGUCUGCCCGACGAUCCGGAGAAGGAGAUUCAAGCGGUCAUAGAGGAGGUGCAACAGGAGAUCGAGAGGAGGAAGAAGGAAGGCGGUCCGCAAAUGGGGCUCGAAGACAUGAAAGCAAAACUGAACGAGAAGGUCGAGGAGCUGAGAAAGUCAAAAUGAGGAUGUUGAUGAUUUGACGAAGGACCUAGGGUUGCACCAUAGUGAGAGGAUAAGUAAGAUGGUUCGCACGACUGCGAAUGCUAUAAGUAUAUAUGCAUCCGAUCACAAUAUAUAUAACCCAGAUCCUGGGGCCAAUGCCUCACGCACACACUCCACAUGUUCGUCAACUCAUAUGUCCCGCUUACCACAGCCAUCAACAAGCAUGAUCUUUGGGGUCAUUCCACAACGUAUCGAGUGCCACCGUGAAUCGUUGCACCACUCAGCAGACUAAUUUAGACGCACAUGUUGUUGAGUUUUUGGCCCCUUAUUGACCUUAUAACUAUAAACUUAACC